Molecule: messenger RNA, 1401 nt
Organism: Heteronotia binoei (common prickly gecko)
Lineage: Eukaryota; Metazoa; Chordata; Lepidosauria; Squamata; Gekkonidae
Gene: NEUROD4
Product: neuronal differentiation 4
Exons: 2
Coding region: 31-1023 (330 amino acids)
Biological process (GO): nervous system development; regulation of DNA-templated transcription
Molecular function (GO): protein dimerization activity
Source: RefSeq, a predicted model, not a curated record
CCCAGGCUACCCUUCACCACGAGAAAAGGGAUGACCAAGCCCUAUGCCAAGGCCAAAGAGAUGGCUGAGCUCAUAUCUUCUCAGGCAUGGAUGGACGAAGCCCUGAGCUCCCAGGAUGAGAUGAAGGAGGAAGACAGCCGACAAGCUUCCUACAAUAUCCUUGCAGGCAUGAACGAAGACCAUGACAGCAUUGAGGAAGAAGAAGAGGAAGAAGAUGGUGGGAAGCCAAAGAGAAGGGGGCCAAAGAAGAAGAAGAUGACUAAGGCAAGGCUGGAGCGGUUCAGGGCUCGGAGGGUCAAAGCCAACGCUCGGGAGCGAACACGAAUGCACGGUCUCAACGAUGCUCUGGAUAACCUUCGGCGGGUGAUGCCCUGCUACUCCAAAACGCAGAAACUGUCCAAAAUCGAGACCUUGAGACUAGCCAGGAACUAUAUUUGGGCUUUGUCCGAGGUGCUGGAGAGUGGGCAGACACCAGAAGGGAAAGGUUUUGUGGAUAUGCUCUGUAAAGGUUUGUCCCAACCCACCAGCAACCUGGUUGCCGGUUGCCUGCAGCUGGGGCCUCAGUCUUUGUUCCUGGAGAAAGGGGAGGAAAAAAACUCCACUUCUGACUCAGGGGUGCCCAGCCACAGUUUCUCCUACCAGUCCCCUGGGCUGCCCAGCCCUCCCUAUGGAAACAUGGAGACACAUGUGGUCCAUCUCAAGCCCCCCACAUUCAAAAGCCUGGUGGACCCUUCUUUCGGCAACCACCACCAAGACUGCACAUCUCCUCCAUAUGAGGGUCCCCUGACCCCCCCACUGAGCAUCAGUGGGAACUUCUCUCUAAAGCAAGAUGGGUCUCCAGACCUGGAAAAAUCCUACAGCUUCAUGGCCCACUACCCGUCUGUCAGUCUGGGCAGUUCUCAUGGACAUACCUCCCAUUUCUCAACCACAAUGCCCAGGUAUGACAUCCCCAUCGAUAUGACUUACGACUCUUAUCCUCAUCAUGUGGUUGGAGCCCAGCUCAAUGCAAUAUUCAGUGAAUAACCUAAGGAGUUUAAAUGGCUGUGGAGUAAAGGACGAUGAUGCCUUAUAGUUACGUUGGUGUCAUCCAUAGAGUUGUGGAAGGAAGGAUUCCACCUGCUCCAAUGGUAUCCGAAGAUAAAGUCUGGACUGUUUUCAGAGGAAGCCCUUUGGGAAGUGCCCCCCACCCUGACAUACCCCAUUUCUUAUGAGCCUGAAUAUAUUUCAGCGGUGCUGAUCUGGGGGCUUUUGAACGGGUGUCAAUUCUUCAAGAAUAUCUCAAUAUUUUCUCACUGGUUUGUCAUUUAGGAUGAAGACAUGUAACAUUUAUAGACCUGUGGGGCUUGUUUGUAAACACCAUCGCCACACUGAGUAUCUUUUCAGGAUCACAAUCAUUCAGUC